This is a messenger RNA of Symbiodinium natans, 1170 nucleotides long. Lineage: Eukaryota; Dinophyceae; Suessiales; Symbiodiniaceae. The record is from the annotation of a GenBank genome assembly.
AUGUCCCAUGACGACCAUGAUGCAGACUAUGCGGCGACAUCGCCGAACCUAACGAAGGGCGCAGAGGAAUGCAGCAUACUUGGACCACACCCCACCUUUCAAUUUUCGUAUUUGUGUUCCUUGCUCAUCUUGCUCUGCAAGUCUGGGCUGGACUCCAAGCAUCUCGUCCAGGUGCUCUUUCAGAUCUUUAUGGCGUGGUCGGAGCCUCUGAAGUUCUUGGACGGUCGGCGGCUGACACUUGAGUGGAGGCUUCCCUCAUUGCUUCUGGCACUUUACGUGCCGAUCGCAGAUGCUGCCCCUGAGGUCAACAGGCAUCUGCAUGGAAUUGUUGAGGUGGUCGGUGCGACAGCGAACCACUCCCUCUUCCUUGCAAUCCACGAGUUGGCUCACAACCUCGGGGCUACCACGACUUGGGGGAACAAGCUUAUAUCGCUUUUGGCCAACUUGCCAAUAGCCAUCCCAUACGCCAUCAACUUCAAGCCGUGGCGGCCUCGGCACCACCGAUACCAGGGCCAGGACGGAGUGGACACAGACGUCCCAACCCGCUUGGAAGGGUGGUUUUUGACCGACACCUCUACCUGCUACCUGGACCGCACCUGCCGCAAGGCUGUGUUCAUGUUCUUGCAGAUCUUCUUCUAUGCGCUUCGACCGACCUUCGUAAAGCCAUCUCUUGUUGCAGCCGACGCUUGGAUGAUUGUAAAUUACAUCGUGCAGUUUUCGUUCGACGGCUUGAUGGUGUACCUGUUCGGUCCGAAGGUCAUGGUCUGGUUUCUAGGAUCCUCUUUCCUUGCCGGAUCGAUUCAUCCGACAGCCGGCCAUUUCAUUGCCGAGCACUACGUGAUGGAUGGUUUCACGGAGACGUAUUCCUACUACGGGCCCUUGAACCUGUUGACUUACAAUGUUGGCUACCACAACGAGCACCACGACUUCCCGAACGUGGCGUGGGGCAACCUCCCAAAGGUACGAGACAUGGCCCCAGAAUUUUACGACGAUUUACCCAGAUGCAAUUCUUGGUUCGGCACGCUGCUCAGAUACAUCUUUGAUGACACCAUCUCACCGUACAGUCGUGUCAAAAGAAGUGCCAAAAAGAAAGCGCCAGCGACUCAAUUGCCGAUGCUCUUCGGUAGCAGGCUUGCAAGAUGGCCGAAGUUGAAACCCAUUGACAAGUGA